Messenger RNA from Rotaria sp. Silwood2, 366 nucleotides. The record is from the annotation of a GenBank genome assembly. Lineage: Eukaryota; Metazoa; Rotifera; Eurotatoria; Philodinida; Philodinidae.
AUGUUAACAUUAACAAGUGACUUUGAAUCGGAUUCAUUUCUAUCAGAUAUGUCAAUUAAUAAAAUAAAUCAAGAUAAUACAAAUAUUGAUAAUAUUAGACGAAAUUUUGAUAUUCAAGGAGAAAAAUUAAAUGAAAUAACAUCAAAUAAUAGACAAUUAAUUCAUGUUGAAAGUCAAUUAGCACGAUUAAGAUCAGAAUUAGAAAAAAGUGAAAUGUUAAGACAAACAUUAGAAUAUGAAUUAACACUUCUAAGAACACAACAUGGAAAACAAACUGCUUUUACAAAUCAAUUACAAUAUCAAUUUAAUCAAACUAAUGGUAUUCGAUUUUUUUAUUUUUAUUUUUAUUUUUAUUUUUUUGUUUGA